Molecule: messenger RNA, 1069 nt
Organism: Aspergillus brunneoviolaceus CBS 621.78
Lineage: Eukaryota; Fungi; Ascomycota; Eurotiomycetes; Eurotiales; Aspergillaceae
Product: GPI anchored serine-threonine rich family protein
Exons: 3
Coding region: 375-911 (178 amino acids)
Source: RefSeq, a predicted model, not a curated record
GACAGAUCACUGAUUCAGUCAUCGAUCCUUUUAGUCCCCGUUUGUUGUCAUUGACGUGGGCACCGGGAUGGCGAUUGCGUGACUAUUCGCCUCUGCUUCAGUCUCCACAGGCGAGGCUCAGCUCGUACUGGAGAUCACCUCGUAUUGCUGCUCCCUGCUCUCUAAGGCCCAGACAAUCUGCGUGUCUCAUUCUGUCGGGCUUCAACUGGAUUGAAGGGUGUUGACAGUUUGAGUGUUUUCUUCCAGGAGGUACAGAUAGCCAUCAGCACACUGCACAAGUAUUAUCUGCUGUAUAUAUAGUUGUAUUCCUGGCAAAUCGUGAGACGUUCUCUGUAGCUUGACUAGCCAGCAUACUCUGUCGUUGUUGCUUCAAAAUGCGUUACUCCUUCACACUCGCUUCUUUGGGCCUGAUCUCCUCAGCUCUGGCCAUCACCAUCACUACUCCGUCAUCAGAUACGGAAUGGGACUUUUCCACCCCGAAAACCAUCAAGUUUACCAGCGACUCCAGUGAUCCUGAGUAUAUCAGUAUCAUCCUGCGCAAUGAAGAUGGCUCCUUUCAGACCAAGUUGGCGGACAACGUGAAGACCUCCGAGGGGGAAUACACCACUCAACCCAACCCUAGCAUUUCCAACGGAGAUGACUACGAGAUCCAGAUCAUUGAUUCAUCAGGGCAGCUCGCCGUAAGCCCGGUGUUCACAGUCGAGAAGGGUGCUUCGAACGAUGGUACGAGUACCGCGGCUUCGUCGAAGGCUACGAUCACUACCGCAUCCUUGGCGUCCAGCUCCAACUCGACCAGCACUACCGCGACUGCCGCCGCGCAGCAGUCGGUCGGUGCCGCGGCGUCUACCGCCGGGACUACCAAGGGGGCGCUGGCUCUGCUGGGUGCGGUGGUCGCGCUCUUCUACGCCUGACGCUGAUGAGAUGCAAGAUUAUUGAAGCGUGCAUGCAUGCGCUCAUCUCCGUGCUACGGGCGAAGGGGGUUGAAGGACUAGGCUAUUACGAUCGCGGAUUCUGUUAUGCUUCACACGGUAGUUUCGAUAGACAGUUAGCAAAUUGAACAUGUUACCAU